This is a messenger RNA of Colletotrichum godetiae, 1765 nucleotides long. RefSeq names its product CTLH/CRA C-terminal to lish motif domain-containing protein. Bases 407 to 1648 code for a protein of 413 amino acids. Lineage: Eukaryota; Fungi; Ascomycota; Sordariomycetes; Glomerellales; Glomerellaceae. The record is from RefSeq and is a predicted model, not a curated record. Gene Ontology annotation, biological process: proteasome-mediated ubiquitin-dependent protein catabolic process. Gene Ontology annotation, molecular function: ubiquitin protein ligase activity; protein binding. The transcript has 4 exons. Gene Ontology annotation, cellular component: nucleus; cytoplasm; GID complex.
GGUCUGUGCAAGACAGCACUUCACGUCGGGUCUGUCACUGAUGGAUGGAUGGAGGUUCAAAGCAUGAGCUGGACAUAGGGACAAGAAUGUCGGCCUUUCAGAACUUGGGAUUUUGGCAGCAGGGCAGACGAAUCGUUCUCAAAUCUUGUUUUCAAACAGCUUCCCGAAAGACCUGCAGCUCUCUGUUACGGAAAGAUUCCGGCCCCGCCACGUUCGGCGGCAUAACGUCAACUGCUGCUAGCGGCCGUACCAAUGCACCGACCUCCCAACUACGAGCCUUCGACGAACGCCUUUUUGGUUACUUUUCAAGCCAUACCAACGACAUCAGCAUUCAACUUCUUAUCCUACGAACAAGACGUAAAAGAAGGUCCAGUAGUCCAUUGACACGUCCGUGAAAGUCGCCAAGAUGGGCGACCAUGAGCACGCUACAAUCAAGCAUCAGGACCAUCUUCUCCUCGAUCAACCCCUCCUCCGCCUCCCGUACGAGCUCCUUCGAAAGAAUUUCCGAUCCGCCCACUUUACCGUCGAGAAGGACUCUUCGGCCAUCAAGACCUUGCUCAAGGAGACCGCCACGGCCUCGGUCAAGGGCAACUCAUCACCUGACGAUGUCCUCCGUAACCUCGAUAGCAUGAUCGCCCGCAUGCGCGGCGUCAAGCGCAAGCUCACUGCUCACGCCGAGGAAGAGGCCCGUCUGACCCGUCAAACCGGUGCCCGCAUUUCCCAUCUCGGCGAUCUCUACGGCAUGCACUCCGUCGACGACGUUAAAUACGAGGCCUGGAGCCGCGCCCGCCUCGACCGCUUGCUCGUCGACUACCUGCUUCGUCAUGGCUACAACGAAAGCGCCCAGGCACUCACCACCGAGCGCAACAUGGAUGACUUGGUUGACGUCGAGACAUUCGUUCAGAUGAGUCGAAUUCAAGAAUCUCUCAGGGGAGGAAGUGUUGUCGAGGCGCUGGCUUGGUGCCAGGAUAACAAGAAGGAGCUUCGCAAGAUGGAUAGUAAUCUCGAAUUCAUGCUCCGCUUCCAGCAGUAUAUCGAGCUCGUCCGCACCCAAUCCCAGCCAAAGCUCCUCGAGGCCAUCGCCCACGCGAAGAAAUAUCUUGUUCCUUUCAAGGCGACAUAUCCGGACGAGCUUCGCAAGGCCUUUGGCUUACUUGCUUAUCCACCGACGGCUGCCAAUGCCGUGUACUCAGACCUCUACAGCCCAGAUCGAUGGAACACCCUCGCCGACCUAUUCACCCGCACCCACAAUAGUCUGUUGGCUCUGCCUUCAUAUCCCCUCCUCCACAUCGCUCUCUCAUCAGGGCUUUCGGCCCUCAAGACCCCAGCCUGCCAUUCUCUGAACUCAUCGCACGUCGCCGCCGACGCCAACACGGCAACAAAUGCCUCUGCUACAGCAGGCACGCAGUCCGUUUGUCCAAUAUGCUCAACAGAGCUCAAUGAUCUUGCCCGCAACGUUCCCUACGCGCAUCACACCAAGAGUUACGUCGAGCAUGACCUGCUGCUAUUGCCGAAUAGUCGGGCGUAUGGCAAGGAACGCCUCGAGGAUUACGCAAAGAAGUCUGGAUUGCCACCAGACCAGGUCAAGGAUUUGCGCACCGGCGAGGUCUACCCUAUGGACAAGCUUAAGAAAGUGUUCAUCACAUAGUUCUUGGCACGGUGCAUGUGAUGAUUCGUCAGGCAAGGCCGAUUUACCAAGGUUUUCUUACUCGGUGGGCACAUCCCACACAGCGUCAAAGAUUGAAAGCAUUUUGAAUAUCGGAGC